AUGUUAGUUGCUGUUGCCCUAGUGUUGUUACUGUCUACAGGCUAUGCUGGAAUCGUCGCCAUUGAUACCGAAUAUGAGUUCACCAUUGGUUUUCUUAGUACGAUAGAAAUAGGGUUUCCCCCACAAAGCAUAACGGCUCAAUGGGAUACAGGAUCGUCUGACCUCUUGGUCAAUUCCGUGACAAAUUCACAGUGUGCUCAGGACGGAUGUAGCUUUGGUGCGUUCGCCUUCAACAAAUCCACCACUUAUUCCAAUAUAACAAACCCUAACAACCUUCAUGUUCAGUUCUCCUUUGCAAGCGGCAGCGUGGUUGAUGACAAACUUGUGAGUGACACUAUUUUUGUAGAUUCCAAGGUAAUCCCACGGUUCAACUUUGCACUGGUAUCGAAGGGAGACCUGUAUGGUGAUAAUAUUUUUGGUAUUGGACCGAGAGGGAACCAGGGAACAUUCGAUUCCAAUGGAACUCCAGCUUUCUAUGAUAGCUUUCCUUAUCACUUGAAGGCCCUCGGUUUAAUCAAACGACUGGCUUACUCAUUUUACACUGGGCCCACCCAGGGAAAGGUAGUAUUUGGAGGGGUGGAUCAUGGAAAGUACGAUGGGUGCCUGGAGAAACUCGAGAUUGUCCAUGACAGUGCUUUUUACACACUGCUUGAGGCAAUUGAUGCUGAUGAUACUUCCGUCUUGGAUGAGCAAAUUCAUGUUUUGUUUGAUACUGGUACCGCCUUGACACUUUUUCCCAGCUUUAUUGCUGAACAACUGGCUGAUUUUUUGAAAGCUACAUAUUCGGACGAAUACAAUACGUUUGUAGUUCCCUGCGACCAAGAUUUUGAUUUUGAAUACCUUCAUUUUGGUUUUCGAAACAUUAAGUUGUCGGUGCGCUUUAAGGAUCUGUUUUUAGUCAUUGACGAUAGUGUUUGUGCUGUGGGGUUUGAUCAAGGGGCAGAUGCAAACAAGAUAACCUUUGGGUCUUCACUUUUAAGAAACUACUACACGCUUUAUGAUCUAGAUUCCAAAGAAAUUUUGAUUGCUGACGUCAAGCCUGAUGGUCCAGACGAUAUUGAAAUAUUAUCGGGUCCAGUUCAACGAAUUUGUGAUGAAAAGGGUGUCAGUAGCACUUCAUUAUGGAGUAGUCUGAGUAUAGAGUCCACGAUAGAACCAGACACUUUUACCACUAAGCCUUCUAUUUCCCAGACACGGUAUUCGACUAGCUCCAUUGGACCUCAAAACAUUUCUAACUCUUUAGGUGAAUAUCCUUCAGUUUCCGUCACUCUUUCUGAACACCAUAACACUACUUCCAUAGCCUCAAAUUCCUCAUUAGAAGGGAAACCAGCAACUCCAACUGUUACAGACCAGUCGUACCAGAAUAAUAAGACUACCUCUACCGUAAUUGCUGUGAAUUUGAUUACCCAUUCAACCACUCAUUCAACCACUCAUUCACCCACCUAUUCAACCACUCAUUCUAGUAAUGGAUCACGCUCAACUUUAGAGUACACUUCAACCAAGGAAUCCUCGGUGAAAAUGCCCUGUGCGUUGAUCAUCUCCGACACAAUUCCGUACAAUGCUUCCGGUGGGAAUAGUAGUUAUGGAUCGUUAAUUUCAACAUCUACGGUUAACAAUGUUGAAGAGAAUAAUUCAAACACUGUUAGACCAAGAAAAAGACAGACCUUCGUUUCGGGAACCACUUCCACGAUACUACUCUAUUCCUCAACUACGACCCAAGCAUAUCAGAUGUUGUCCUCAACUUCAAUCCCCCGACCAUCCAUAAAAGCCAGUUCAAAUGCUGGUAGCCGCAAAACUUCAAAGACAUUAUUAACAUUUAUCAUAUUGUAUAUUUUUUAG
Molecule: messenger RNA, 1839 nt
Organism: Komagataella phaffii GS115
Lineage: Eukaryota; Fungi; Ascomycota; Pichiomycetes; Pichiales; Pichiaceae
Product: Aspartic protease, attached to the plasma membrane via a glycosylphosphatidylinositol (GPI) anchor
Exons: 1
Coding region: 1-1839 (612 amino acids)
Biological process (GO): proteolysis
Molecular function (GO): aspartic-type endopeptidase activity
Source: RefSeq, a predicted model, not a curated record